Messenger RNA from Drepanopeziza brunnea f. sp. 'multigermtubi' MB_m1, 1629 nucleotides. RefSeq lists its product as uncharacterized. Gene Ontology annotation, cellular component: mitochondrion. The record is from RefSeq and is a predicted model, not a curated record. NCBI's taxonomy places the organism in Eukaryota, Fungi, Ascomycota, Leotiomycetes, Helotiales, Drepanopezizaceae. Gene Ontology annotation, biological process: protein dephosphorylation. Gene Ontology annotation, molecular function: [pyruvate dehydrogenase (acetyl-transferring)]-phosphatase activity.
AUGCCUGAGGCAGGAUAUCUCACUCGGGCCUUAGCGCGGUUACUGGGGCGACGUGAUUGCGGAGUACCUCAACACCCCUACUUUGGCGAUGAACUCUCUUCAACCAACCCAUUCCACAUUACUCAAGCUCGAACUCUAUCUCCACGCGAAGUGCUUGUUCUCGCUAUCUCCCGACAUACUACUAAUGCUCUUGUUACACAUGGCGCGAGCGCGAGCGCGGCCGCGAGUGCGAGUGCGAGUGCGACCAGAUCGCUGUGUGCUGCUGCGGUCGCUGUACCAGGCCUCUGGUGGCUGACACCUUCCUCUGACGAAGCUCCACGUCUUGAUCUCGAGGGACCACCCACGAGGCAAUUGGUCUUCGACACAGGUCCGUCAAAAAAUGCGGUGACGCGUAUCUUAUCGCAGAACUCAUAUUCAUUCAUGGUCAAAACCGUCUCCGGCGUUAAUCGAUACGAUGGCACCCAACUAGCUUCAAAUAGUGUGUGCGAGGACCGAUUCACACAUGGGAAGCUUCCUUCGCCGUGGAACGAUAACAAUCAGUGGAUGGCCUGGGGCGUUUUCGAUGGUCAUGCAGGCUGGCAGACAGCGGCACUUCUCCAGAAACAACUCCUGCCUUUUGUGCGAUAUAGCUUGGGCAAUAUUGAGCCUACUCCAGGAGGGGCAGUGAGAUCCGACAAGAUGAUCCAAACUGCUAUUAAGAAAGGGUUCGUCGACCUCGACGAAGCCAUCAUGGAGCUAGCCUUGACUGCCGCUCAGAGUGAAGAACCUCUUCAGGACAAAGUGAAGAAAUCUGAGUCUGCCUGGGCAGGCUCAUGCGCCUUGCUAGCUAUGUAUGAUCCCGCGGCAAGCACACUACAAGUGGCGUGUACAGGCGACUCGCGAGCAGUGUUGGGACGGGAAGAUUCGGACGGCAAGUGGAGAGCUAUUCCUCUGUCAGUGGACCAAACGGCCAACAAUCCAGAGGAAGUGGCGAGAAUCAGCAAGGAGCACCCUGGCGAAGAAGGCAUAGUUAAGGACGGAAGGGUGCUAGGGCUUGUAGUUUCACGAGCCUUUGGCGACAGUCGGUGGAAAUGGGCAGUCGAAUUACAGAAGGAUCUGAAAAGGAGGCUUUAUGGCCCAAGACCCCUCACACCAAAGUACGACAUUCGAACACCGCCAUACAUAACUGCCGAGCCGAUUGUCACCACGACGAAGAUUGAUCCAAACAAACCCUCCUUCUUAAUCUUAGCAACGGACGGUUUAUGGGAUACCCUCACCAAUCAACAGGCCGUUGAUCUGGUUAAAGGAUGGUUGGAACGUCGAGCAUCUCGAGAUUCGAGCCGUACACCAGAGCCUACGCACGAGCCAUUUGAUUUUCGUCACUUUCGGAAAGGUGUGAGCUGGAAGUUUGUGGCGGAGAGGGCAACCUUUCAAGAUGACAAUGUUGCUGUGCACCUGGUGCGAAAUUCAUUAGGCGGAAACCACCAUGAAUUACUCGCUGGUCGGCUUGCAUUCAGUUCUCCAUUCUCCCGGAGCUUGCGGGAUGAUAUAACUGUCCAAGUUGUCUUCUUCAAUGUCCCAGGUCUCGAAUCCUCAACUCAAAAGCCCACGUUGCUUGACCGUAUGCUGCCCAAGCUUGGUCUUCGGUAA